Molecule: messenger RNA, 3638 nt
Organism: Lytechinus variegatus (green sea urchin)
Lineage: Eukaryota; Metazoa; Echinodermata; Echinoidea; Temnopleuroida; Toxopneustidae
Product: coiled-coil and C2 domain-containing protein 1-like
Exons: 24
Coding region: 125-3211 (1028 amino acids)
Biological process (GO): regulation of transcription by RNA polymerase II
Cellular component (GO): nucleus
Molecular function (GO): DNA-binding transcription repressor activity, RNA polymerase II-specific; RNA polymerase II cis-regulatory region sequence-specific DNA binding
Source: RefSeq, a predicted model, not a curated record
CGAUUGUGUCAUCAGAUUUUGUUGUUGGUUUUUCAUACAUCAUAUGCGGACGACAACUACAGAUCCAGGACCAGAUUAAACCCAGAUGUAUUUUACAAGCAUUCUGUCAUAAUAUCUCAACAAUAUGUUCGGAAGAGGGAAGAAAAGCAGCGGUCCACCAAAGUCUGAUCAAGUUCGAAAGCCACAGGCUACUGACAUGUUUGGCAUGCCUGACCUUUCAGCCUAUGCUGUCAAAGAGGAGUUUGAUGUGUCCAACGAGGCAUUGGAAGCCGAACUAGCUGCCCUGCUUGAAGAGGAAGACGAUGCCCCAAAGAUGACCAGACAACGUAGACCAGCUCCUGCCCAGCCAACCAAGUCGGCUGAUCCCAUGAGGCAGAUUGAUGCAAUGGCCGCAGAAGCCCUGAGGGACACUGACGAUGCUCUUGAUGAUGAUGAUGAUGAUGAGGAUGAGGAUCUUCUUCUGGCGGAGCUUGCCGAUAUCACACAGGAGUCGUCAGAGACCCUCACCCCUCCCAGCACCCAACAGAAAAGGACCCCUAGUCCUACUCCUAGCCCAAAGAUGACAACUAGACCUACUCCACAGCCUAGCCCUGCUUCACAGUCUGCUCCAGCCCCAGGGCUUAGGCCAGGUCCCUCUAAUGUCAAUCGGAGUCCUUCACCAGCUCGGAAAGCAGCUCCUAGUCCUGUAGCUCCAAGUCCCGCCCAAACACAGGAACCAUCUGAGCCAGCAGACAUCAACACUGUGCUCCAGCAGCGUGCACAGUCUUAUCAGCAGGCCAUCGCUGCCGCUGAGGCAGCGGGUGAGAGUUCAAAGGUCAGGAGGUACAAGCGUCAGCUCAAGACGCUACAAGAUAUGCUGAGGAAGAUAAAGCUGGGUAAACCCAUCGAUAAGGACGAGAUUCCCCCGGAGGUUUGUGUACCCAAACCAGCUGCAGAUCAGCAACCUCCUCCCCAGGAGAAGCAGCCAGUGCCUGAAGCAGCUCCAGUAGCAGCAGUGUCUCAACCAAUCUCUUCCCCAGCAGUGCAACCAGAGCAACCAGACACUGCCCAAAGCGAGAGUGCAGAUGCUGAUCAGCUGAAGUUGAUAGGUGUGAGGAGAGACCAGUACAAAAUGGCCGCCCUACUUGCCAAGCGAUCAGGUGACAUGAAGACUGCCGCAGAACAUCUCAAGGUUUCCAAGCAAUUUGAUCUAGUUAUCAAAGCCUUAGAAGCAGGUCAGCAGGUUGACCUCAGUGAGAUGCCUGGUCCUCCUUCCCAACCAGCACCAGCAGCUCCUCAGCCAGCUCCAGUUCCACAACCUAGGGCUACUGCUCCAACAGCUCCUGGUCCUUCAACUGCUCCCGGACCAGGACCAUCAACAAGCUCCGAGGAGGAGCCACCUACUCCCAAGACGGAUCUUGAGGCCAUGCUUCAGAGGAGAGGGGUGUAUAAGAGCAUGGCUGACAAGGCAAAGGAAGAGAAUAACGACUCCAAAACUCGUAGGAUAGGUCGCAUUGUCAAGCAAUACGAGGAUGCCAUCAGAAAGCAAAAGUUAGGCAAGCCAGUUGAUCUGUCCGAGCUGCCUAGCCUUCCAACAUUCCCGCCCUUCCCAUCACAAGCUGGCGGUCAGGCUGCCCCAUCAGUAGCCCAAGCAGCUGCCCCAGUGGCACCCCCGGCAGCAGCAGCCCCUGUAGUAUCGGCUGCAGCAGGGGCUAGUUCCCCUCCUGCCAGGACAGCUGGACAAGCGACCCAACCAGCUGCUUCAAGACCUCCGGCACCUACAAGACAAAUGUCAGCUAAAGAGAACAUGUACCAGCGGAACGUAGCCAUCUUGAAAGACAGGAUAGCACAGUUUAGAAAGCUAGCAUUGGAAGCGAAAAGGAGGGGGGACAUAUACGAGGCUAAAAGAUUACUCAAGAUAUCUAAGGAAAUCGAGCCAAUGUUGACUGCUGCUGAAGGAGGCCUGCCUGUAAACCUUGACUCAAUACCGAAGCUUCCUCGCAAGGAGCCUGAAGCGGUCUCGCCUCCGACAUCACCGGAGCCGGACGGAGAUUUUGAGAUGGUUGCUGAUGGCAGUGCAGAGGAGGUCUAUAAAAGACUGAUAGCCACCUUGAAUAAACAAAUUGAGUUAUGUGAAGCGAAUGCAAAGGUGUAUGGGAAACUUGGCAAUAUCAAAUCAGCUAAGAGGUUUGAAGAAUUCAAAGAUUCAUGUCAACAAGACAUAGAUUUACUGAUCUCAAAGCAGUCUAGAGGGGAAACCAUCCCCAGGCACCAUUAUGAACAACGAACACUGCCCUCUGUCAGGGUUUGUCCAGAUGUUAAAGAAAACGAGGCUGAGAUAACCAUUGUACAGGGAUUGCAACUACAUUGCCCUAAUGAGAAAGAUUCAAAAGACAUUGACACCUACAUAAAGGCAGAAUUCCCAUACCCUUCAGAUGAUCCUCCCACCCACAAGACAGGCUGGGCGAAGGGAGCGGUUAAUCCUCAAUACAACUCAAGCUGCAUGGUAGAGAUCAACCGCGGCUCUAGGGCUUUCAACUCGGCUGUCAAAAGGAAAGCACUCAAACUGGAAAUCAUCUACAGCAAAGGCUUAUUACGAGGUCACAAGACGUUAGGCACUGCCAGCCUCAAACUUGCUGAAUUGGAGAACAAGUGCGAGCUUCAUGAAUCCAUACCGUUGAUGGAUGGAAGGAGAGAAAUUGGUGGAAAGAUAGAGGUCAAAAUCCGCCUUCACCACCCUCUGUCUGGACUAAAGGAAGAUUUUGUGAAGGAAAAAUGGCUUGUUGUUGACAGUGUUCAUAAGAAAACAAAGGUAUCCAGCCCUCCUGCUGCAGCUUCAAAGAAAACAUCAUCAUCAUCCUCAGCCAGUGGCAGUUCAUCUGGGAGUGGGCACAGAACGUCUGCUACUGAUAGCAUUGAAAUACUUAAGUGGGAGAUUGGAACGCUCAAGAAAAAGAUUGCUGACAUGCAAGCACACAAGCAGCAGGUCCCUAAUGAAUUUGCUAUGAGCUACAGAACACUUCAAGAGAGAUUACAGAAACUACAGAUAUUCUUGAAGGAAGGAGGGUCACAAGCUAGAAAUGCAUAUUUAACAAGGUUACAAGCCCUGUCACCAAGCUUGCUAGCCCAGGCCAAGGAAGCUCUCCAAGCAGGCCAGAAGGAGAAGGCUUCCAUGUUCAUGACCAGGAGGAAACUUGUUGAUGCAGAAAUUGCAUCGUUAUCAAGGAGAUAGGAGCUUUCAAUGUCAACCCAAGUGCCAUGCUUAGAUGAAAAAUAUGUAGAAGAUUGACAUGGAUACCUGUGAAACUCAGAGAGAGAGACCAGGAACCUGUGUGAUAAAUAGUUACAAUCAAUUAACUUUAACCAUUAUUGUGAUUCCCAUGGAUUCCUUGAUUGUGAUUUGCUGUUGAGCCUCGUUACCAUGGUAUUUGCCAUGAUGGCAAAUUAACAUAUUUGUAAGUUUUUAUGUAGCUGACCCCAGGACUCCAAAACACAAAGGCCCGAAUUCACAAAGGUGGUUUUGAAAACCCACAGUUGAAACCGUGGUUUCUGUAGAUUUCCUGUAUACAUCAAACAUAAUUUAGCGCGUAUCAGGCGUGUGUAUAAAAUUGCUGAUGCACACUUUUGUCACAGUGUGCCAAAUUAAUGCCUGUUACCAU